Molecule: messenger RNA, 1585 nt
Organism: Haliotis rubra (blacklip abalone)
Lineage: Eukaryota; Metazoa; Mollusca; Gastropoda; Lepetellida; Haliotidae
Product: charged multivesicular body protein 7-like
Exons: 10
Coding region: 126-1316 (396 amino acids)
Biological process (GO): late endosome to vacuole transport via multivesicular body sorting pathway; vesicle budding from membrane
Cellular component (GO): multivesicular body; cytoplasmic side of plasma membrane; ESCRT III complex
Source: RefSeq, a predicted model, not a curated record
ACGAAGGGAAAUUCGCAAAUGACAACAUUGCAAUGUGGUUGUUGGAACGAUGGAUUAAUUGACUGUUCUUGUGGUGAUAAUCCAUCUCUAAUGCGAUUAGAUGGUUAGAUAAACCACAAAGCUUGAUGAUGUCAACUGACAAGUUAUUCCUGCCUCCGGAAUGGAAGGACGAUCAGAAGAUGACAGUGUUGUUUGCGCCUUUCCGCGACAGAUCUCUCAACCCACAAUCAUGGGACAGAAAGUUGAAAUUUUGGACUCAUGUCAUCAGUGAAGAUUGUCGACAGAAUAACCGUAUAAUUGUUGAUGUGAAGGAACUACAAAGUCGUUUUGUGCGAAAUGGGAAAAAACCUGGCUGUCUUGAUGUUGUUGGAGCAGAAAUGCAAAGAAGUGGCAAGUUACACAAGCUGUCCUACUAUCAGAAAGCAGGGAACUCCAGCUGGUUGGGGUGGGGCUUCAACACAUUUGUGUGGCAGCCCAUGUCUUGGGGUCUCGGGGUGGUGUGGAGGAAGUCUGAAGACAGUUCGGAGCCUCGGGUUCUGCAUCAGCUGCUAAUGGAGAAGUGUGAUGAGCUGGUGUGUGGCCACUACGACACUGUGGAGCAUGAGUCCACUGACAACCUGGUGGAACUGGGGGCUCUCCGCUCCCAGCAUGCAUCACUUGGCUUAUCUGACAGGGAGUUCGACCUAGUUGUCCAGCAGCUGGCGCAAGACAAGAAGGUGGUGGUCACACAGACCAAGGAGAGAGACACUGUUGUGAAGUUCUGCAAGAAGGGAGAUAAGCGUGUUGGCCCUGUGAGCGAAGUGGAGCUCAAUGUCUUCAGGAUCCAGAAGGUGCAGAAGAACCUGGAGAAGCAGACGGAGGUUCUAUCUCAGCAAUGUGACAAACUGAGGAAUGAAGCCAGGUGUCAUGUCAAGGAAGGCAAGAAGACACUGGCCCUCCAGUCACUACGCAGGAAGAAGAGGGUGGAACAGACUCUGAGUCAGAAGAUGGCGUCCAUUGACCAGCUGCACAACAUGAUGACGAAAAUACAGGAUGCUGCUACGAAUGAAAUGAUACUCAAAGCUUACAAUUCUGGGAUGUCUGCCAUCAAGUCGCUUAACCAGGAGACGCCCGUCGAGAAAGUGGAGAAUGUUGUUGACAACCUGCACGAUGCUCUGGAAGAUCAAGGGGAGAUAACUCAGCUGAUAUCACAGGAUCUGUCAUCAAGUGAUGCCUCUGAAGAUGGCCUUGAGAAGGAGCUGAGUGACCUCCUGGUCGCUGACCAGCGGGCAAUGGAAGAGGAAGGUGACAACCUGGCAUCCAUAUUGAAGGACUAGUCAUCCAUGAUACAAUUCCCGACCUGCCGGAUGUGCCAUGUUUCUCACCUUCAAAAGAUGACUCAACAGAAGCAAGGGGGACAACUCUUCAGAAGCCUGUAGCAGCAACAAACUGACACCAGUGCAAAACUUACUUUAGUGCUUUCAACAUAUUUUACUGCAUCAUGUAGGGAGCUCUGCAUUUCAUGAACAUCCAGCCACACAGAAUCGUACCUAGUUGUUGUUCCACAAUGUAAAUAACAAUUGUAUAUAAUAUUUUUGAAACAUCA